Messenger RNA from Colletotrichum destructivum, 1494 nucleotides. RefSeq names its product Putative cytochrome P450. The transcript has 4 exons. The record is from RefSeq and is a predicted model, not a curated record. Gene Ontology annotation, molecular function: iron ion binding; heme binding; monooxygenase activity. The coding region runs from base 1 to 1494 and encodes 497 amino acids. Lineage: Eukaryota; Fungi; Ascomycota; Sordariomycetes; Glomerellales; Glomerellaceae.
AUGAUCUUGGAGCUCCAGGCUGCGGGCUCGUGGCUCCCAUCCCUGGUCCUGUGGCCUGUGCUAGCCAUGUUACUGGUCAUCCUCUCCCUCUCUUUCUACGUCCUCUACAACCUCAUCCUCCACCCGUUACGCAAGUAUCCAGGCCCCAAGCUCUGGGCGGCAACCCGCAUCCCCCACUCGAUGAUGAUCCUUCGCGGCAACCCUCACAAGGAGAUCCUCAGCCUACACCAGCGAUACAACGCCGAUAUCAUCCGUAUAUCUCCCAAUGCUCUAUCCUUUCUCCACCCGGACGCCUGGAAGGACAUCAUGGGCCACCGCAAGGGCAAAGCCGAAGAGAACGGGAAGGAUCACACCGAGCAAGGCAACAAGGAAAUCCUUUUUAGCGACCGCGAGAACCACUCGCGAUUCCGCCGCAUCCUCGCAAACGGAUUCUCCGCCAAGAGCAUGCAGGAUCAGGAGCCCAUCAUCCUCGGCUACAUUGACCUCCUCGUCAAGCGCCUCCACGGCAUCGCGAGCAGGGGGCCUGUCGAUGUUGUGGCCUGGUACAACUACACCACCUUUGAUAUCAUUGGCGACCUCGCUUUUGGUGAACCGUUUGGCUGUCUCGACAAUUCCGAAUACCACCCCUGGGUCAAGCUCAUAUUUGAGAGGAUUAAAAUGCUCAUGUUGUUCAAUGUCGCCAACAGCUACAAGGGCGUGGGUCCACUUCUCAGGAUGUUUGUCCCCAAGUCGCUGAUCAAGAGCGGCCUGGCGCAUAUGGAGCUUGUCCGGGAGAAGGUCAACAAGAGGGUAUCACUUGGCAUGUCGCGGCCCGACUUUGCAGAGGCCAUGCUCAAGAAGAAGCAAGAGGAGGCCAUGACCGAGGAAGAAAUCCACGAAAACUCAAACGUUCUCAUCAUCGCUGGCUCUGAGACGACGGCCACAGCCCUCUCGGGCGCCACCUACUUGCUGACAACGAAUCCGGACGUGCUGGCGAAGCUCACCCACGAGGUCCGGAGUAAGUUCGCGAGUGAAGAGGAGAUUGACAUCAAGAGCACCGCCAAACUCGAGUACCUCCAGGCAGUCCUUGAAGAAACGCUGAGGAUGUACCCGCCCGUCCCCAGCGCGUUGCCGCGCCUCACCCCCCCGUCGGGACAGGAGGUCCUGGGCCAGUGGGUCCCUGGCAACACAAGCUUGGCCGUCUGGCACUGGGCAAUGUACCACACCGAGAAGAACUUUGCCAAGCCCUUCGAGUUCCGGCCCGAGAGGUGGUUGGGCGACGCGGAGUUCGCCAACGACCGCGGCGACGCGCUCAUGCCGUUCCAUACCGGACCCAGGAACUGCAUCGGCAUGAACCUCGCCUACGCUGAGAUGCGGAUCAUUCUCUCUAGAAUCGUCUGGAACUUUGACCUCCAACUGGCCCCCGAGAGCAAAAGCUGGAUCGAUCACCCGGUCUUCGUCCUCUGGCACAAGCCGGGCUUGAUGGUCCACCUGACGCCGAGGAAGUCGGGCUGA